UUUGUUUAAAGUCAUAUAACUUGUAUGUCCGAGUUCAUUUUUGAGCCACUGAUUUCUCUCUACUUCCUUAAUUUCCACCGUUGUUGGCACCAACUAAGUUAUUGACUAGCGCUGUGUUGGCCGCUCUCUUAUAUACCUCACUGAUUCAUCGUACUCCGCUCUGGCAUGUUCUCACGAUGUACGAAACAGUCGAUAUUCGCUCUUUAGACAGUGAUUUAGUUAUCGGCCUCUGCAUUUCAUUUUUCAUUGGUCUAGACCAUAUAGGGAAUUUUCGCCACACAUUAAUGAGAAAGUUGCAACACUGAUUGUCAAACAUUUUAUUUUUGUUUUGCUUUUUAUUUUCUUAUAAUCAGAUGUUCGUACUAAUUUGUAAGAUUUUCUUCAUUUCCAUUUAGAUCAGAGGUGAACCAGGGUAGAGUGAUUGUGAUUUAUACGUUCAAUAUGGAGGUGGCUCUACGAAUUGGUGUAAAUUUAUUAAAAAUAAACAGAGUUUGUGUGCACAGCGCUUCCCGAAUAACAGACAGCUAUGCCAAGCAAAUACAAUUAAACAGGGAUUUCAGUACGGAGGUUACCGUAAAUGCUGCUCCACUAGCUGUGAAGAAGCACAAAGUAAGCAAAGCUAUGAAGGCUUAUCUGGAACGUGCUCGUGAAAAUGAUGAAUUUAUGAAAACGCAGAAGCUUGAGUACCAGAUUGGUAAAAGACAUUUGGCUAAUAUGAUGGGCGAAGAUGCAGAAACGUUUACGCAAGAGGAUAUUGAUAAUGCUAUUGCCUACUUAUUUCCAUCUGGUAUUUUCGACAAACGAGCCCGGCCACUUAUGAAGAGCCCUGAAGAAGUUUUUCCGGCAAGAAAAGCUGCGGAAUUCGACGAGACAGGUCGACCUUUUCACAGCAUGUUUUAUACAGGGCGUCCGAAUUUCUUCAAGUUACUUUACGAUAUUGUUGAAGAGAUGAAUAAAAUUCACGAUCUUGAAGAACGAAUGCUACGGCGAGGUACUCGUGCUGAUGCUAAUCAAAAAAUUGAUUUCACCGGAUUUCAGUGGAUGCCUAAAGAACAACUUGAGUCUAUGUUGGUUGAACAGAUAAAUGACUUAGAAUAUACAAAUUUUACAAACGCAAUGGAUAGGUUGGUUUCAUUGCCUUUUUCAUAUAAAUGCCAAAACUUUAUUAAAAAGUUUUCCAAACCGUUAUUGGACCAAACCAAACAGUUAGAAAUACCAAAACCUCAAUUCGAUGCUGGUGGUCGCCAAUUUGUUACAACGUAUGAGUGUUUACGUAAGACAGCGCGUGGAGAUGUCACUGUUCGCAUGCCAGGAACUGGAAAAAUCACAAUCAAUGGCCAUGAUAUAACAUAUUUUGAAGAACUUCAAAGUCGGGAGCAGGUGCUCUUCCCACUUAUUUUUGCUGGAUUGCUUGGUAAAGUUGAUGUGGAGGCCAACGUAGAGGGUGGUGGAACAUCGGGACAGGCGGGCGCUAUUCGGUGGGGCAUAGCAAUGAGUUUACGUAGUUUCGUUGACCAAGAAAUGGUCGAGUCGAUGCGUCUAGCCGGUCUGUUGCAACGCGACUAUCGACGUCGUGAGCGUAAGAAGUUUGGACAAGAAGGUGCACGUCGCAAGUAUACAUGGAAGAAACGUUAAAGCUCACACACUCCUCGCAUUAUAAUAGCAUUUUAAGCUACGCAUUAAAUAGAAUUGUUAUUUUUAAUAAAAACCAUGUUUUCAAAUACUUUAUAAUCAAUCAAUCCAAUAGUAUAGAAUUUUUAAUAAAAUGCAUAAGUGCUACAUUACA
Molecule: messenger RNA, 1786 nt
Organism: Ceratitis capitata (Mediterranean fruit fly)
Lineage: Eukaryota; Metazoa; Arthropoda; Insecta; Diptera; Tephritidae
Gene: mRpS9
Product: 28S ribosomal protein S9, mitochondrial
Exons: 8
Coding region: 442-1635 (397 amino acids)
Biological process (GO): translation
Cellular component (GO): mitochondrial small ribosomal subunit; ribosome
Molecular function (GO): RNA binding; structural constituent of ribosome
Source: RefSeq, a predicted model, not a curated record